Messenger RNA from Aspergillus wentii DTO 134E9, 864 nucleotides. RefSeq lists its product as uncharacterized. The record is from RefSeq and is a predicted model, not a curated record. The transcript is spliced from 2 exons. Lineage: Eukaryota; Fungi; Ascomycota; Eurotiomycetes; Eurotiales; Aspergillaceae. The coding region runs from base 342 to 812 and encodes 156 amino acids.
GAUUCCUGGAUUAGUACUGUCCAACGCCAAUGUAUAUACUUAUCCACAAGUAAAUUCACAUCGCGGUCCAGACAAGACAAUACUUCACCCUUCAUAUCCCUCCCGUGUCUGGAGGCAAAGUUAAAUAGACCGAGUUGGAGAUGCCCCGUUGUUGCAAGACGGAACACUGGUAUACGCAAUCAUUCUCCUUCAUCUGGUAUCGUAGAGAUGCUGUAACGAUUCAAGGUAAAUUUUCUGGAGCAUUUGCUGUUUUAGGCCGGCUGCCGUACCAUCAUAGAUAUAAUACGAAUGCGAACAGUAGAUAGACAGUCAGAUGGGAAAAUCUCUCGGAUGACUCAAAGAUGUCGAUUGCGAUUUGCCAGUCGAUCAAUCUCACUCAGAUCGACCUCAAGGUUAAGGAUGACAUCCUGUCAACACACCAUGACAAGGUUGGUGGGCGGAUUCGGAUGACGAGGAGUAUAAUCUGUGCGAUGAACCUUAUCUCAAGUCAACUGACUCGACAACUGGCCAUGGCGUUUCACAACCUGAUUCGCAUAGAAUGCCAAUUGAGACUUAGGUACUUCGCACUUGUAAAAAACUGCGUACGAGAUCUCAGCCAAACAAUACCUAUCUUACCGGCUGCCAUCGGUAAUACAGAGCCCAAGAAACGCGAUAAAGCCAUGUCUUGGAAUAAUCGAUUUGCUUUCUCCAGUUUCGUCUAUAUUGGGCGGUUCUGGUUUUGGAACCGAUUUCUUUGUGGUGUUUCCAAAAAGCAGGACCAAAUGAAAAGUGGAGUCGGCGGCACGGUGGCAAGACAAAUCCCAAAACGAUAGAAACCUUUUCUCCCGAGGAUAAUAAUGAUGAUUAUUAUUUCUUCAAUAGUAA